AGGGAAAGGGAAUGCGGUCUCCCGCGGGACUCGUAGAGCCACUGCACUAAGAAAGGCCGAGUCGCUGGCCCGUCGAGCAGGCAGGCGGAUCCGCGGACAGCCUGCGUGCUCGAGGACCCCGGUGGCGGGAAGGAGGAAGUUUCAAAGCCGAGGGUUUGGCUGCCGCUCGGCGAGAUGAAGCUGCACUGCGAGGUGGAAGUGGUCAGCCGGCACUUGCCGGCCUUGGGGCUGAGGAACCGGGGCAAGGGCACCCGAGCCGUGUUGAGCCUCUGUCAGCAGACGCCCAGGAGUCACCCGCGCCCCGCCUGCCUGCUCAUCUCUACGCUGAAGGACAAGCGCGGGACCCGCUAUGAGCUAAAGGAAAACAUUGAGCAACUCUUCACCAAAUUUGUGGAUGAGGGGAAGGCCACUGUUCGUUUAAAGGAGCCUCCUGUGGAUAUCUGUCUAAGUAAGGCCAAUUCCAGCAGUUUAAAGGGUUUCCUUUCAGCUGUGAGACUAGUUCAUAGAGGCUGUGAUGUUGACGCACCACUUUCAACGCUCACACCAGCGAAGACUUCAGAAUUUGAAAAGUUUAAAACUAAAAUGGUUAUCACAUCCAAAAAGGACUAUCCUCUAGGCAAGAACUUUCCUUAUUCUCUGGAACAUCUUCAGACUUCUUACUGUGGGCUUAUCCGAGUUGAUAUGCGCAUGCUUUGCUUAAAAAACCUUAGGAAAUUAGAUUUGAGUCACAACCAUAUAAAAAAGCUUCCAGCUACAAUUGGAGACCUCAUACACCUUCAAGAACUUAACCUGAACGACAAUCACUUGGAGUCAUUUAGUGUAGCCUUGUGUCACUCUACACUCCAAAAGUCACUUCAGCAUUUGGAUCUCAGCAAGAACAAAAUCAAGGCACUCCCUGUGCAGUUCUGUCAGCUCCGAGAGCUUACAGAUAUAAAACUUGACGAUAAUGAAUUGAUUCGACUUCCUUUUAAGAUAGGACAACUAAGAAACCUUCGUUUUUUGUCAGCAGCCCGAAAUAAGCUUCCAUUUUUGCCUAGUGAGUUUAAAAAUUUAUCCCUUGAAUACUUGGAUCUUUUUGGAAAUCAUUUUGAACAACUAGAAGUCCUUCCAGUUAUAAUGCUGCAAGUGCCAUUAACUUUACUGGAAUAUUCUGCACAAACUGUAUUAAAUAAUAGGAUUCCAUAUGGCCCUCAUAUCAUUCCAUUCCAUCUUUGCGAAGAUUUGGAUACUGCAAAAACCUGUGUUUGUGGAAAAUUCUGUCUAAGCUCUUUUAUUCAAGGAACUACUACUAUGAAUCUACACUCUGUUGCUCACACUGUGGUCUUAGUAGAUAAUAUGGGUAGUACUGAAGUGCCUAUUAUCUCUUACUUCUGUUCCCUAGGUUGUUAUGUAAAUUCCUCUGAUAUGUUAAAGUAAUAGACAAUGCCACAGAAAGAAAUUUCAUUUAAUUACAUAACAGUUAGGGAUUCAUUUAUGAUUUAACAGUGUCACAUCAGAGAAAGGGAAGCUUUUUGUAUACUUGCUUGAGAGGAGGAAUGUGUGUUAGUCUAACAAUUUAAGUCAUUUGACUCCAAAACUUUAAUUUCAUUAAAACCAAAUUUAAUUUUA
Messenger RNA from Lemur catta (Ring-tailed lemur), 1608 nucleotides. RefSeq names its product leucine rich repeat protein 1 (gene LRR1). NCBI's taxonomy places the organism in Eukaryota, Metazoa, Chordata, Mammalia, Primates, Lemuridae. The record is from RefSeq and is a predicted model, not a curated record. Bases 175 to 1416 code for a protein of 413 amino acids. The transcript is spliced from 4 exons. Gene Ontology annotation, molecular function: protein binding.